This is a messenger RNA of Anopheles bellator, 970 nucleotides long. RefSeq lists its product as uncharacterized. The record is from RefSeq and is a predicted model, not a curated record. Lineage: Eukaryota; Metazoa; Arthropoda; Insecta; Diptera; Culicidae. Bases 128 to 970 code for a protein of 280 amino acids. The transcript has 4 exons.
UUGAUUCCGCUGAUCCGAGAUCGAAUCGCUUCGAACCGUUGGAAUCGGUACUGGCCGCACGGGAACCAUCGCCCUCACGAUCGAGUUCGCCGAAGGAUAACCGCACAAGCGCUUCGCCACGAACAAGAUGGAGGACGGGUUGAACUUGAGUUACGAGUCCGGGUUUCAUAGCGACUGGAAAAGCAUCUACAAUCGGGAUAUCCUUUUCUGGACAUCGCACGACUACCACACGGAUCCGGCAAUGCGGACCAUUGUGGAAACGAUCAGUUUCCUCGCUGAAAAGCUUACCCUUUCGCCGGCCGUCGAGUUCUCGGCCAUUGACGCACUGGAGCUGCUGCUGGUUCGAGCGUUCCAGUCCUGGAAGGAACCGGUCACUGCUACUAAGCCCGGGGCACUUGAAGUGAGUAAGGGCCGAUUUCUGAAGCAACUUCCAACGUACAUCGUGGCCGUGCUCGACAUCACGGCCAAGUAUAUGGACGCAUCGAUCAAACUCGAUCUCGCUACGCUUCGAAGGCUGGUGCAUGCGAACGGUCCAAGCGACAGCAUGCUUUCGGUGGAGUUUGAAGUUAUAAAGAUUUUGGGCAACGAGUUUCGUUCUUCGUUGCUGCUGGGAGCGGUCGAACGCUUCACCAAGGAGUACCUCAUACCGCUGAAUGUCACGAAAAAGGAAACGAUUUCUCGCCUUGGCUUGAAGCUGUUGCGCUUGGUCACGGCAGAACGGGCGGCAAUUUAUGGCAGUUUGAGAAACUCGAUCAAAGAUGAGGCCUCGUUCCGUCGCUUUAAGGCGAGCAAAUUGAUUCUGGCCGGAUCAAUCACACUCACGGUGCUUCACCUGAUUCCGGCGGUUCGCCACAGCAAACCGAUUUUGCAUCAAAUCCUUGAGCCCAUUGCGGAUGACUGUGGCGUGCAGGCGACGAACCUGAUUUAUCUGCGUGACGCGAUAAUACUGCAAGUCAUUGAUCGGGCCUAG